AUGUCAUUCGUCAAUGUCGAUCUGCUUGCGCUGGCCAGAGACGCCGCCUACUUCAGCGCCCUCUCCGCAACGAAUAUGACCGCCCCAAGCAUCUCCCUCCUCAGCUACAGUCCAGAAUUCCAAACCGUGCUGGGAGCAAACGUCACAGCUCGAAAGAUCGCGGACCUCCCCUGGGAGGCAUUCCACGAAGCCGGGGUCUAUAAUAAGAAAGACAACUCGCUGUACGUGACGUCCAAUUACCAGAGCCUGCAGGACAACAUCAACAUCACCGUCGUCUCCCUCGACGACUACUCCGUCUCCAGCACGCAGUUUCCCAACCUGGCCGAAGCGAACGGGGGAACGUCCUACUACCCCCCUGGCUCCGACCCGACGCGCACGCCGCCCCAGCAGGUGUACUGCGACGAGGGGGAUUUCGAGUCCUACGCCAAGCUCGUCGCCGUGGACCCCAACACCAACACCUCGGAGGUCCUCCUGACGGGCUUCAUGGGCCGCAACUUCUCCUCCCCGAACGACGUGCGCCAGCAUCCCGUCACGGGAGACCUGUGGUUCACAGACGCCGACUACGGCUACACGCAGAACUUCCGGCCCGAGCCGACGCUGCCCAAGCACGUCUAUCGCUUCGAGCCCGGCACGGGCGUCGUCCAGGUCGUGGCGGACGGCUUCGUGCAGCCUAACGGGCUGGAGUUCUCGCCGGACCUGGAGACGCUGUAUGUCAGCGAUACCGGGGCCCAGAUGUUCACGUUCAAUGGGACGAGACCGGCGGCCAUUUACGCGUUCGAUGUUGUAGGCCGGAAGACGCUGAGGAAUAGGAGGACUUUUGCGUUUGCUGACAAGGGAUUUCCGGAUGGCAUUCACUGCGAUACCGAAGGAAAUGUCUGGUCUGCGUGUGGAGAUGGUGUGCAUGUUUGGAACCCAGCCGGGAUCUUACUCGGCAAAAUAUUUAUAGGCGAGACGAGCAACAAUUUCGCCUUCGCGCCAGGAAAGAUCCUGGUCUUCUCCAACCACCGGCUCUGGGUUGUUGAAAACAUUCAGGCGCAGGGCAGGGAGGUGUGCAAGGACUUCGGAGUGGGGUGCGCCCCGAACGUCACACACUCUUGGAAUCCAUAG
This is a messenger RNA of Drepanopeziza brunnea f. sp. 'multigermtubi' MB_m1, 1107 nucleotides long. RefSeq lists its product as uncharacterized. Lineage: Eukaryota; Fungi; Ascomycota; Leotiomycetes; Helotiales; Drepanopezizaceae. The record is from RefSeq and is a predicted model, not a curated record.